Molecule: messenger RNA, 621 nt
Organism: Closterium sp. Naga37s-1
Lineage: Eukaryota; Viridiplantae; Streptophyta; Zygnematophyceae; Desmidiales; Closteriaceae
Source: the annotation of a GenBank genome assembly
AUGGCGAGAGAAGGACCCGAUGGGGAAAAGACUCACGUGUCAACGCGGGUGGUGGGGACUGUGGGGUAUGCGGCCCCCGAGUACGUGCUAACGGGGCACCUUACAACGAAGAGUGACGUGUACGGCUUCGGCGUGGUGCUUCUGGAGCUGAUGACGGGAAGGCUGGCGCUGGACAAAGAAAGACCGCGAGAGGAGCAGAGCCUUGUCGAGUGGGCCUCGCCCUACCUCUCCGCGCCCUCCACGCUGUACCGCAUAAUGGACCCUGCCCUUCGCGGCCGGUACUCCGCUCGCGGCGCACAAAUGGUCGCAGCGAUCGUCAAAGAGUGCCUGCAGAAGAAAGCCAAGCGCCGCCCGAAAAUGUCCGAGGUGGUUGCAGCGCUGCGCCCAGUGCUUGAUCUUCAUGACAUGGCGGGUUUCUUUGCUGAGGACAUGCGGGCGGGCUUAGAAGCCUCGUCUGCCCAGUCCCCGCCAGGCAAGUCCCAAGGGGGUGAUUUCCCCAAACGUUGCAGGCAGCCCGUGGCGUGCGGGAAGGCCAAGGAGUCUGCCAGCUGUUUGAUGUGGCAAACACCAAGGGGAACCUUUCACACUGGGUUGGGGAGGGAUGGGAAAGGGAAAGGGUGA